Messenger RNA from Amphibalanus amphitrite, 2783 nucleotides. Its product is annotated as probable protein arginine N-methyltransferase 6. Gene Ontology annotation, cellular component: nucleus. Bases 980 to 2101 code for a protein of 373 amino acids. Gene Ontology annotation, biological process: peptidyl-arginine methylation. NCBI's taxonomy places the organism in Eukaryota, Metazoa, Arthropoda, Thecostraca, Balanomorpha, Balanidae. Gene Ontology annotation, molecular function: protein-arginine N-methyltransferase activity. The record is from RefSeq and is a predicted model, not a curated record. The transcript has 6 exons.
CCUCGCAUACUCUACAUAACCACUCAUUCUCAUGAAACUGAUCUCCGUUGGUUGCCCAGCAACAAGCCUCGCUUAGCUGGGCAAAACAACGGAGAUUCAGUAAAUGACCCAGCUUGAACACUGACCAGCAGAUUUGUAUAUAAUACCCCUGAAUGCAUGAUUCCCUUCAUCUGAAUCCUUCUAACACUGCUCCUGUGUGGAUGUAUGAACGAAUGUGUACUCCUGGGAAUUAGAAACUAGUCACUAACUGUUUUCAGUUAUGACUACUAUGCCUUCUCUUACACCUUUAUACUAACAGCAUGAUAAUGUGUCUCGUUUUUUGCUUCCUUGAGUUUGUUUCAUUUCCUAGCUGGGAGUGCCGCGACAAUUGUCUUCAUUAUUUUCCUGGUGGUGUUAACGUAAGGUUCUGUGUGUCGUUGGGAUAGAGGGAGGGGGCACUCCUGGUCACCUGAUAAUGGGUGGCGGUGUAGAAAAAAAAAAAAAAAAAAACGAAUGCAUAGGUGUAUUGUCACAUGUAUUGCACAUGUUUCCUGAGGGGUGUUCACGGGCACCGCACACUGCUGCGUGCGCUGUGUGCGGUGCGUCCAGCAGGCGUGGGGGUAGGGGAUGGGUAGGCGGUUCUGACGUCACGGCUGCGUGCGGUGGACGGUCCGCUGUGGCCAGUCCCGACCGGCCACAGCGAUCGCUGUGUGCGGUGACGGAAGGCUGACGUAGGGACGCAGUGGGCGGAGCUUGGAGGCUGUGUGCGGUCCGACCGCACACAGGGCCCGUGAACAGCCCUCUGAAAAACUUGUGCAAAUCCACCCAUUCAUUCAUCAUCCUCUUCCUCUUUUUCCGGAUACAUGCCCAUUUUGAGGUGGAUGUGGGGUGCUAAGGAACAGGGAAGAAAAAAUAAAAAAUAAAAUCUGAAUACAAUUUAAUUAAGUAGGCAUGAAAAACACCAAAUUCCACAUAAAAUGCUGAUUAUUUUCUGUUUGUUAUGGAAAUGGACUCUGCUGCUGCAGCGCCCCUGGCGCCCGACGACAGAACUAAUGGAGAGGCAGCGCCUCUGGCGGAUGGCGGCGGAAACGUCCCGGAUACGGACGGCUACUUCAGCAGCUAUGAGAGCUUUGAGGUGCACCGUCUAAUGGUGGGUGACAAGCCGCGAACGGAGGCGUACCGAGCGGCCAUCCAGGCCAGCCGCCAUCUGUUCCAGGACAAGGUGGUGCUCGAUAUCGGCGCCGGUACAGGCAUUCUCUCCCUGUUCGCGGCUCAAGCAGGAGCGCGACGAGUCUAUGCCGUCGAGGCGUCCGGCUUUCACGAGCUGGCGCGUCAGAACGCCGAGCGGAACGGUUUCGGAGAUGUGGUGCGGGUGGUGCACGGCCGAAUUGAGGAUGUGGCGCUGCCCGAACAGGCCGAUGUGAUAGUCUCCGAGUGGAUGGGCUUCUACCUGCUGCAUGAGUCCAUGCUCGACUCGGUCAUCGUCGGCAGAGACAGGUUCCUGGCGCCGGACGGAGUCAUGUUCCCCGACGUGGCGCGUCUGUACGCCUGUCCGUCGACGCUGGCCGCGUUCCACUGUGACCAGCUGCAGUGCUGGAGCCGACCGUACGGCCUGGACCUGACGGCGGUCGGAGAGGCGGCCCGCCGCAGCAUGCAACAGGCCCCGCAGGUGCUGGACACCCACCCGGAGGAGCUGCUGGCGGCUCCGGAGCUGGUGCUGGAGCUGCACCUGCAGUACGUCACAGCCGAGGAGCUGGCGGCCGUCACGUGCCGGCGUUUCGUGACGGUGACGCGGCCGGGCCCGUACCGCGGCCUGUGCCUGUGGUUCGAGUGCCACUUUCCGGACGGCAGUCGGCUGGACACGGCCCCGCGCGCUCCCUCCACCCACUGGAGACAGACGGCGGUGGUGCUGCCCACGGACUACCCUCUGGAAGUGGAUACGGUCAUAGGCUGGGAGCUGACCCUGGCGCGGGAGGCAGGCGGCGGCAGAAAGUACCGCAUCGCGCUCAGCAUGCUGGAUGAGGACGAUGAGCACCCGGUGCCGUGUGGCUGCGCCGUGGGGAAGUGCCGACUGAUCAAGGCGCUCAUAGAUAAGGAGGACGCCGAGUGUGACGAGGGGUGACCGUGACGUCAUACGAGCGGGGGGACAGUGUUGUUUUGAUACGUGAUGCAAUACAAUAUGUGAUGAUUCGUUAAUGUUGGAUGUUGUGUUGACAGUGGCAGGAUAUUCGGCUACACCUCAUGGUCUCAGUGCAGAUUCACUAAUUAGUAGCGUAUCGGUGCAAACAUCGGGUCGUGCAGCUGGAUACUGAUGGCUUCGACCGAGACUGCUUGUGGAAAUGUGUGCUUCCAACUCAGCGGCCGAGACAUGAUCUGAGAGUGAUAACCUACUGCCUAGUCUUCUCAUUCAUUUGACAGUGACACUGCUCGUACUUUACAACCUUCAUCAUCUUCAGCUGCAUGACGCCAACAUUGUGUGAUGCUGUACAAGGGUGUUGAUUGCCUCCAUCUGUAAGCAGUUACUUGAAGUUUUUAAGCGGAAUGAACUGUGGUAAACGACGGCGAAACCUUUUCUUACGGAUGUAUCUCUUUUCUUAUUCCGUGAUGAUUUGUGGUCGUGAGAAACUAAUAUGCAAGAAUUUCGGUCAAGACGUCAGUUAAUGCAAUUAAGUUUCCUAUGAGCUCACGUCGACUUUGUUUUCAUUUACAUUUCUUAUGGGGAUUGAAGAUCGUGUCCUCAUUCACCAUAGCGAAAGAGAUCAUCACUCCUGGAGAAUAGACCAAAUAAACAUGUCUUUGCCAGA